AUGCGAAACGCCAUCAUUUUUCCUAAAAUUCUCUCUUGACACAGAUAAAAGAAAGAAACUAAUUAAAAUACUAACCAGAGCACAUGAACGGACAGUUUGAAAUUAACAAUAUAGUCCACCAUAAAAUUCCGGCGUACUGAAGACCAUGAUGAAAUUCUGCCAAAGCAGUAUGAAUAGUUUGAAAGGGAAGUUUUCCGAGGGUAAAAAAAAGAAGGGGGUGAAGGGGGUCUCCGAGAGGAGUCGCGGCCAUAUUGAAUUGAGUAACGCAAGCACGAGGCGACGCCAUUAUCAGAGGAAAUCCAAGAUUAAAAGACAACGGAAGACACCGGAAAAGGUUCAAAGAGACCAGAGGAGGGGCAGAAACCCUAAACCAUUGGUCCGGACCUGAAGUAGUCGGACCGAAAUCCACAUAGAAACAGAAACAGAAUAGCAAUACUUUUGAUAAUUGUACGGUUUUAACCGUCUUCGAAAAGGGGUUAAAAAAAUGUCAGUUCGCCGUUUGAGUGUAAUAACAUAAUGUUAUUGCGUUUCUCUGUCGAUUGCGUACGGUCCAUGUAAUCCAUUCUUCGAUUUUCAUUUUGAUCCACGAAGUUGUUAUAUGACUGUUUAAUUUAAUUAUUUUCUAUAACCAGUUUGCAGUUUAACAUUGAGUUAAACGCGACUGGUAAUCAUUGGCUGAAAAUGUUGAACAGGUAUGCACAGUGAUCGAAUUCACUGGGUGAAAAUCUGGAGCAUUAGUUAUAUUUGCAUUGUAGAAUUUAAGACAAGGAAAACAGAUGGCAAAUGUGUUCAUCAGAGAAGACAGUUGUAAAGAAAUUGAAAGUGUCGUGAUGGAGGAAUUUAAAGGGCAAAACAGUAUUGAGCCACUCUUAAAUUGUAGUCAUGCCAAGGAUAAAGAUGUUAAUGAUCAGAGGGAAAAAAGUCAAGCAGAGACUAUAGGAAUUAUCACAGAAUUGGAACAUCUGAGCAAUCAUUUAAAUGGCGCAGAGGGAAGCACUGGGGCACAAGAAAAGGAUCCAUGUUCAAGUAAAUUUCAAAAUGAGAAAUGCACGAGCGCUGUAGAGGAAUCGAAUAAUGUUUUGGUACCAAAGGAAGAAAAUGAUAACACCGGUGUAAGUAUCAGCAAAGAUGGUACUUGUAUGUUAUCUAGUGAGAAAAUUGAGUGUCGUGCAAGUGGAAGUAAAGAUGGUGAUGCGCAAGCUAAUCGAGGUCAAAGAAAUGAGACUCCUAAUUCAACUACGAGCACUGAGAACAAUGGACAGGAACACUCAAGUAAUCAGAACGAGAAGAAUGAAUCGUUGAAUAAUUCAGCUUUUGUGGAUACCGAUGGCAAUACAUCCAAAUUUAAUAAAUUAAAGUCUACGGUAAAGAGUCGUAAUUAUCGUGAUAAGAAAAACAUGAGUGACAUGAGCGAUGAUGUUGAUGAAAUGGUUGUCGAUGAUUCAGCCUCGGAGGAAGAAGCUUCAGAGAAUUCAGAAGCAGAGGGCAAUCAAAUGGUAAACGUUUGUGAUGAAAAUGAUGUUAACAUGGAUGGGGCAGAAGAUCCUGUAUCUGAUGCCGAAACAGCUAGAAAUGGUGAUAGAAAUGAGGAGCAACAAGAGCAAGAAGAUGAAGAUGACUCCAAUUCCUGGAGCACUUGUGAAAUGGAAGAUGAAAUAUAUUCUGACAUCGAGGAUGUGAAGAAAGUACUGGAUAAAGAAAAGCCAAAAGAACAAUAUCGUGUUAUUCCAGAAUUUGUCAAUCGACAGAUGGGAUUGAAUCCAUUCUUUGAACGUCGUUUUUAUGGAUCGAUUCAUGUUGUGCAACACCUAGAAUUAAUGUACAAGCUCAAUAAGCAUCAGGGUUGCGUAAAUGCCUUAGAUUUCAAUGCAAAAGGAAAUUUGCUAGUCAGUGGAUCCGAUGACUUGAAAAUCAACAUUUGGGAUUGGGCAAUUGGAAAAGAUCGGUAUAGUUUUGACAGUGGUCAUCGAAACAAUAUAUUCCAGGCAAAAUGGAUGCCACUUGAACCAGAGUACUUUAUAGCAACAAGCGGAAGAGACAGACAGAUUCGUUUACUGGAUAUUCGUAGGGGUACAUCUCGUAAACUAGGAUCUCAUUGCAAGCCAUGUCAUAAGCUUGCCGUUCAUCCGGAAACCCCUCAUUUGAUACUCUCUGCUGGAGAAGAUGGAAAGAUAUUGUCAUUCGACAUACGUCAAGAACAACCUACUCUAGUAACGAUAGUCCGAGACAACAUAAAAGUAGUACGUCUGUUUAGUAUACAUUCGCAUCCGUUAGACAGUAAUCAAUUCUGUGUUGGUGGCCAGUCGGCGUUUGUCUCUAUUUAUGACAGACGAAAAUCACUUGCACCUGUUUCUGACGUAAGACCAAAUCAUUUGAUAAAUUGUGCCAGGAAGGACUGUGCACAUGUAACAUGCGCAGUUUAUAAUUACAAUGGAUCCGAGAUUCUUGCAUCCUACAAUAAUGAAGAUAUUUAUUUAUUCAAUACUAGUUCAUUACAUCCUGUUAUUGAUUAUGUUUAUAGAUACAAAGGCCACAGGAACUGUGCAACCGUGAAGGGAGUAAAUUACUUUGGUCCAAAAAGUGAAUUUAUCAUUUCUGGAUCGGAUUGUGGAAACGUUUUCAUGUGGGAAAAACAUACGGAAGCAAUUGCACAGUGGAUGUCUGCCGAUGAAGAAGGAGCGGUAAAUUGUUUGGUGACACACCCUCGUGUUCCUAUUUUGGCUACCAGCGGUUUGGACUAUGAUGUAAAGAUAUGGAUCCCUUCCAACGAAUCUCCAUCCAGCAUGCAGGAUUUAAAAGUAAAUCAUAUACAUAAUAUUAGAAGAAGAACUGAGGAGAGAGAUCGGAGACGUAUUCAGUAUAAUAUGCAAUGGCUGCGCAUGAGACAAUACAGCGAAGCAAUAAGAGAGGUACGGCAAAGGAGUCGUUGGAGGUUUAGAAAUGAAGAUGAAGAUGAAAGCGAAGAAGAUACAUCAACCGAAGACGACUUGUAAAGUCACAGUUAAAACCAGUCACGUGUUGAUUGUGCAGGUAGGACAAUGUGUUCCCUGUCUUAAAUAAAACCUUCGCCAUUAUACUUUCAUACAAACUAUUGGUCGAUAUAAUUUACAAUAUUGUCACAGCUGAAACUAAAUCCUGAAGAGUUGAACAAGUUUUACGGUGUAUUUGUACAGUAGAUAUAACGUUUCUACUUAUUAACCGGAAAUAGAAGCUAAAAGUUCUAAACAAUAACAGGCAGUGUUUUGUGCAUUGUAGUCAAUCUCAUCAAGCGAAUUGUAUGCCAGCUUCGAUGAUAAAUUGAUUAAUUUCGUUGAAGUAAAAGAUUAUUCAGGUAGCAUAUACUGUUAAUAAGAAAAAAGGAAAAUAAAUUAUAAUUUUACUUGUUAA
Orussus abietinus is the source of this 3387-nucleotide messenger RNA. Its product is annotated as DDB1- and CUL4-associated factor 8. The transcript has 11 exons. Gene Ontology annotation, molecular function: protein binding. The record is from RefSeq and is a predicted model, not a curated record. Bases 777 to 2993 code for a protein of 738 amino acids. NCBI's taxonomy places the organism in Eukaryota, Metazoa, Arthropoda, Insecta, Hymenoptera, Orussidae. Gene Ontology annotation, cellular component: cytoplasm; Cul4-RING E3 ubiquitin ligase complex.